Molecule: messenger RNA, 1500 nt
Organism: Knipowitschia caucasica
Lineage: Eukaryota; Metazoa; Chordata; Actinopteri; Gobiiformes; Gobiidae
Source: the annotation of a GenBank genome assembly
AUGCUGACCCUCACGCUCAGACACAUUACACGGCCCCUGGUCCAGCGAGCGCCGGUGCGUCUGUGUGCACGUGGACAACACGCAGCCACACGCUCCGUGGAGGAAGAGCGGCCCUGGACAGGACAGGACAGUCUGGCUGACGAUGACCCAGAGAUGUGGGACCUGCUGCUGAAGGAGAAGGACCGACAGUGCCGUGGCCUGGAGCUCAUCGCAUCUGAGAACUUCUGCAGUCGUGCCGCUCUGGAGGCUCAGGGCUCCUGUCUGAACAACAAAUAUUCAGAGGGUUACCCAGGGAGAAGGUACUACGGUGGAGCUGAGGUGGUGGACCAGAUCGAGCUGCUUUGUCAGAAACGAGCCUUGGAGGCAUUUCACUUGGACCCUGCUAAGUGGGGAGUCAAUGUGCAGCCGUACUCUGGCUCUCCGGCCAACUUUGCCGUCUACACCUCUGUGCUCAACCCCCACGACCGCAUCAUGGGCCUGGACCUGCCGGAUGGAGGACAUCUAACCCAUGGGUAUAUGUCUGAUGUAAAGAGAAUCUCUGCGACCUCGAUUUAUUUUGAGUCCAUGCCUUACAAGUUGAGCCCCUCUACAGGACUUAUAGACUAUGAGCAGAUGGAGAUGACGGCCAAGCUGUUCCGGCCCAGGCUCAUCAUCGCUGGCACCAGCGCCUAUGCCCGCCUCAUCGACUACGCCCGCAUCAAGAAGCUGUGCACAGACAUUAAGGCCUACAUGCUGGCAGACAUGGCUCACAUCAGUGGACUGGUGGCAGCGCAGGCCAUCCCCUCUCCCUUUGACCACGCCGACAUCGUCACCUCAACUACACACAAGUCUCUACGCGGAGCACGGGCUGGUCUUAUUUUCUAUCGAAAGGGUGUUCGCUCUGUGGAUAAGAAGGGCAAAGAGAUCCUUUACGAUCUGGAAGACAGGGUUAACUUUGCAGUCUUCCCCUCACUUCAGGGAGGACCCCACAACCAUGCUAUUGCUGGUGUUGCUGUGGCCCUCAAACAGGCCCAGUCGCCCAUGUUUAAAGAGUACAUUGCUCAGGUCAUAAAGAACUCAAAGACCAUGGCAGAGGCUUUGCUCAGUAAAGGCUACACUCUGGUGUCAGGCGGUACUGACAACCACCUGGUCCUGGUGGACCUGAGGCCUAAGGGCAUUGAUGGAGCCCGGGCUGAGAGGGUCCUGGAGCUGGUGUCCAUCACUGCCAACAAAAACACCUGCCCUGGAGACAAGAGUGCACUGACGCCUGGUGGACUGCGCUUAGGCGCUCCGGCUCUGACCUCCAGACAGUUCAAAGAGGACGACUUUGUCCAAGUUGUGGAAUACAUGGACGAGGGCUUUAAAAUUGCUCUGGAUGUCAAGAAAAAGACGGCAAAACUACAAGACUUCAAGAAUUUCCUGCUGCAGGACCCAGAGACGGUGAGCCGCAUUGCUGAUCUGAGGAAGCGCGUGGAGGCGUUCGCCAGACCCUUCCCCAUGCCGGGAUUCCAUGACCAUUAA